Messenger RNA from Acanthosepion pharaonis, 1842 nucleotides. The record is from the annotation of a GenBank genome assembly. NCBI's taxonomy places the organism in Eukaryota, Metazoa, Mollusca, Cephalopoda, Sepiida, Sepiidae.
AUGAAAAUUAAAGGAGAAAAUUCAUUCCUUGGAGAUCCGUCCACAAAACAUGAAAAGGAAUGUUUUGUAAAUCAUAAUGAACCCAAAAAGAAUUCUGUUGUUGGACCUCCAAGAAAAGGAAUUCGUCCUGUUGAAAGAGAACGUAUGAGGGAUUGGCUCUGUCGACAUUUAAAUGCUGCUUCCAUUCCUGGUCUCUAUUGGCUUGAAAAGAAGAAACUUAUAUUUCGUAUCCCUUGGAAACAUGGUUCCAGUCAGAACUGGACAGAAGAUGAUGCUGAAUUGUUUGUAGAAUGGGCAAAACAUACAGGAAGGUAUUAUCCUGACACGGACAAAGGCAAAGGAAAGUUGAACACAAAACGCUUUAAAGCAACGUUUCGUUGUGCACUCAACAGUCUUCCAGACUGUCAAGAACUUUCAAAACUAAAUAACAAAGCUGGAUCAAAUGCUUUCAAAGUUUAUCAAUUCAGCUGCGACAAAGAUACUUGCCCUUAUAAAAAGAAAAAAUCUGGCAAAGUGACUACUGUAUGUUGUGAUAAAUCUGUUGAGUGUAAUGAAGGAGAUACAGCUUCCAUCGUGGAGGCAUCUGAUACCUGUACUGAAGACCAAACCUCCAAUCAAUGCAAUCCAGAAAAGACGUCUGAUACUUGUGACAGUAACGAAACCACACCACCAAGUCAAGAAAACCCACCAAAAUUAAAUCAAGAUGAAAGUCAUUCAGUACUACCAGAGUCUUCAGAUAAUUGUACUCCAUGCCAGAUCUCUGAUCCCAAUCCUACCCAGUCAAACUCCAGCUUUGACGACCUGUCCAUCAGUGAAAAUGAUGUGGCAAACACGCUUCUUGAGUUACAGAGAGGUGCUGUAUCAAAGCUUUUAAAAGAAAAGGAGAUGUCCCAGUCACAACCACAAGUAAUACAGAACCCUCUCCAGUCACCAAUGCUGCCAGUAGCACAAUUACCAGUGUCACACAUACUGCCAUCACAGGUGUCUGUUCCACCACAGUCCCAGGCACAGAUUUAUUCUCAGCCAGUACUACGUUCACAAAUAGCAAAACCAGUGUUACAGCCUCAGAUGCAGUCAGUUCAGGUCUUGCAGUCACAACUGACAACCCACAGAGAAAUACACCCAACUCAGUCGAUAACCUAUGAGCAAACCUCUACCAUGACAGUUGCUCAUCCAGUUCCUUCAACUAUGCCAUCUGUUUUCCCGCUUGUUCCUGCCGUGGUUCUACCAUAUAACCCACCUCCAUCUCAUUCCGAACCUCAAAUGGCGAAAGUUUGUAUGAUUCCAGCUAUUGUCUCAUCUACAGCUACCCAGAUGAUGAAUAUUCAUUCCAAUUCCUUUGACAGUCCAACUCCACAGUUAGUUCCUGUUGCAGCCCCAAGGCUAUCAGCUGCACCUUUUAAUACUCCUGCCUCUAUGUCAGAAGCCCCAGCAAAAGCUCAUGAGGAACCCAAAUUACCUCUUUUAUUUAGUAUUAAGCAAGAGGUUAUUGAUGCUGAUUACACACCGUCAGAGAUCAACAACAACAACAACAGCAGCAGCAACAAUAAUAUUGCAGUGAAACUUGAGAAUGUUGUAACUGGAGAUGUCACUCCGAAUUACAAGGCUUCAGAGCCCGAACCAAGGAAAGAGAUCAUGGGUUCUACAAAUGUUACUGGAGGAAACAACUUUGAAACAAAUGCUCAAUCAUCAAAUAGAAAGCGUGCUAAAGAAAAGAAACUAACUUCUGGGUCUCCUCAAGGCACCAUUACCCGUGUGCCAAUCACGGUAUCUGCACAGAAUUACCUAAAAAAAAGGAAAAAUUGUUCAUCGGCUUGGAAACAAGUGAAAUCCUUCUCGUAA